Molecule: messenger RNA, 252 nt
Organism: Acaulospora morrowiae
Lineage: Eukaryota; Fungi; Glomeromycota; Glomeromycetes; Diversisporales; Acaulosporaceae
Source: the annotation of a GenBank genome assembly
AUGAAUCCUAAAUCAAACCUGCCUCGUUCCCUACCUCCAGACACUAUUUCACAAAAUGAAUAUCAAGAUUGUCUAUCAUGCAAGCUAGUAGGUUCGGCGACAUUCGUUGGAUUAGGUUCUUAUUCAUUUUGCCUGGCAAAGAAGUCGUCCAAUUUUGGAAAAGUUGGUUUUGGAAUGCUCGGACUUUGUGAGUAUCUACCUGAUUCAUUAUUCAAUUUGAGCGGAGAGACUUAUGAAAUAUCCAAAAUUCCA